AUGCCGCAGGGACAGUUGAAAUCGCGCGUGAAAACCGCGCGUGGACGACGGGCGACGGUGGGGAAGACGACGACGACGACGGGGAAUCGACACGGAAAGAUCAUCAAGCAGCGCAAGGGGACGUUUGAGAAGAAGCCGAAGAAGACCGCCGCGGUCGUCGCGCGGGCGACGAGCGCGGCGAUCACGCGGGAGGUGAACGCGAAGAACGAAUUGGAAUUCAGUCGCAAGGCGACGUCCUCGGGCGGCACCUUUCGCGUGUUACGCCGACCGGAGGGGGUGGAGUUGGACCCGCGACUGCGAGGACCGAAACCGAAAAAGGCGAAACCGGUGGUGAAGACGCCGGGGCAAUUGCAAAAGGAGAAGGAGGCGGCGAAGUGGUCGUAUUAA
Molecule: messenger RNA, 387 nt
Organism: Ostreococcus tauri
Lineage: Eukaryota; Viridiplantae; Chlorophyta; Mamiellophyceae; Mamiellales; Bathycoccaceae
Product: unnamed product
Exons: 1
Coding region: 1-387 (128 amino acids)
Source: RefSeq, a predicted model, not a curated record